AUGUCAGACUCUGGCAUGCCGGAAGCGAGUGGGGAGGAUGAGCGCCAGCGACAAAUUCACCUCUGGAAAGAGUUCGGGCGUUAUAAGCCACGAGAAGUCUUGGCGCUCUGUCUCAGAAGCUCUGGUAUACACUACGGUCUCCCAGAGUACGGAUCAGAAAGGCCCGAGUCCAAUGAGUGGCUCCUCCCCGACUUCGACCCCACAGUUGAGCAGCCGGGUCACGAAGUGCAGGUCGAGGUCAUCAGAUGCUUGAACGGUGACAUCGAGGGUAGUGCACUUAUCCUCCUUUGCAGGAUCACUAAGACAUCAUCCAUCAGCCGCGACACUCAUCAUAGUCUUACCCUCGGGCUCAAGGUCGUCCUCAAAAUCUUCGACCCAACCUUCCUCCUUCUAGAUCAGCUCUCCUACUUCUUCGGUCUCACACCCAGCGAAGUUUCCAAUCAACUAUAUAGUCGGGAAGCUAAUGCCUGUAAGUACUUCUACGAGCAAAAGAUCACGGGUGAUCCUCAUAUGGUACCGCAGUACUACGGCAGCUGGGCGCUCAAGUUCGACGCUAGCGAUUCACCUGAACCUGGCAGAUCCUCUUCACCCAGAACCCUCCAAUGGAGAUGUGCUUCCCUUCCCUACAUCGAUCACGCAAGCAGUACGUCGAAAGUUCUGUCUCUGAACGACUCUGCAUCGCGGCUCAAAAUCUUGAAGAAGGUUAUACACGGCGGUGUUUGCUUCGAGCAUAUUGGCCCCGUCAUCAAGGGUCUCGAUCCCGAUGGCAUCGUCCUCACUUUCCUCCAGAACACCCGAGACCGACAGACCCCAGAAAGCAUCCGCCCUGUCCUUCUCGACUACAUCUUCUGUGUUGUGUGGUCUCAGUCCCGCGAAAGCACGCACGGACGGCUCGACGAGUUAGACGAAGAAGCACCGCCGAUCCCCCGCAGAUAUGUGAUGAACAACCAGAUGCAGGAGUUCAGAGGCUGGUUCCCAACCGAGUGGACGGAAAAGGUGCCAGGGGACUAUGAGGGAAAAUAUGACCUGAUCAUCGAGGAUAGUGACAUCCAUCCAACUCCGAAGGAGAAGCGUCUAGCCAAAGCCGAGGCCGAUCACAAGUUUAUGGUCGAGCCUUCUAGAAAGGAGAGGGAGUUUCUGCGGCGGAUCGGCCAUUCAAUUUCAGCUGAACUUGAGGCCGAAUGUAAGGAUCAGCCACCUUCAGCUGAACUUGAGGCCGCUUGUGAGGAUCAGCCACUACCUGAGACUGGAUCAGAGGAUGAGCCAACUCCAGGACCUGACGAUCAUCCAAAAUGGAAGUCACCGCAAGAGAUCUAA
Molecule: messenger RNA, 1317 nt
Organism: Colletotrichum lupini
Lineage: Eukaryota; Fungi; Ascomycota; Sordariomycetes; Glomerellales; Glomerellaceae
Exons: 4
Coding region: 1-1317 (438 amino acids)
Source: RefSeq, a predicted model, not a curated record